This is a messenger RNA of Saccharomycopsis crataegensis, 2601 nucleotides long. It is a transcript of the gene HDA1, whose product is annotated as histone deacetylase HDA1. The transcript has a single exon. NCBI's taxonomy places the organism in Eukaryota, Fungi, Ascomycota, Saccharomycetes, Ascoideales, Saccharomycopsidaceae. Bases 1 to 2601 code for a protein of 866 amino acids. Gene Ontology annotation, cellular component: histone deacetylase complex. The record is from RefSeq and is a predicted model, not a curated record. Gene Ontology annotation, molecular function: transcription factor binding; histone deacetylase activity. Gene Ontology annotation, biological process: negative regulation of transcription by RNA polymerase II.
AUGUCUAGCCUGACAGAAGAGAGUAAAGAAUCUGUCCCAAAGGCUUCACCUGGUGACAAUGGUAUCUCCUCAAUGACAGAAUCUGAAACCCAUUUGAACAAUGCCAGUGAAAAGAGAAAGUUCGAUGAAAUAUCAGACAAGGAUGACAAGAAACCCUCUGAUGAAAAAACCAUCAAACUCGAGAAGAAAGAAGAGUCAAUUAAUAAUGGGCCAGUCGUGAAGACUUAUGGAAUCAGUAAAGUCAAGUACCCGCAAAACUCUGUUAUUGUUUCAUCCCGCAAACCAAACUUGAGGUAUAUCCCGCUCAAAACAGGGUUGUGUUAUGAUGUGAGAAUGAGAUACCACGCCAAGAUAUACACAUCAUAUUACGAAUAUAUAGACCCCCAUCCAGAAGAUCCAAGACGUAUUUAUAGAAUCUACAAGAUUUUGGCGGAAGAGGGUCUUAUCAAUGACCCAACUCUUUCAGGGUCAGACGAUAUUGGCGAUUUGAUGGUAAGCAUUCCGGUCAGGGAGGCAAGUGAGGAAGAAAUCUUACAAGUUCAUACAAAAGAACACUUGAAUUUCCUUAAGGAAACUACUGCCAUGACUAAGGAACAACUAUUAAAAAUAACAGAAUCAGGAGAUUCAGUUUAUUUCAACCAUGAUUCGUUCUUUUGUGCCAAAUUAUCUUGUGGUGGGGUUAUUGAAGCUUGUAAAGCGGUUGUUGAAGGAAGAGUAAAAAAUUCAUUUGCAAUUGUUAGACCGCCAGGUCACCAUUCAGAGCCGGAAGCUCCUGGUGGAUUUUGUUUAUUUUCCAACGUCGCAGUGGCCGCCAAAAAUAUUCUAAAAAAUUACAGCGAAUCCGUACGGAAGAUUGUCAUCCUUGAUUGGGAUGUCCACCAUGGCAAUGGUACUCAGAAAUGCUUUUAUGAUGAUCCAAGGGUAUUAUAUAUCUCAUUGCAUCGUUUCGAAUUGGGCAAAUAUUAUCCAGGAACCCCUGCGGGUGAUUACGAUCAGGCAGGAGAAGGUGCAGGGGAAGGGUUUAACAUCAAUAUUCCAUGGCCGACCGGUGGCAUGGGCGAUGCUGACUACAUCUACGCGUUUAAUAAUGUAAUCAUACCAAUAUGUCUUGAAUUCAACCCCGAUUUGGUCUUGGUGUCUUCAGGGUUUGAUGCCGCAGAUGGUGAUAUGAUUGGCCAAUGCCAUGUUAGUCCAGGGUGUUAUGGUCAUAUGGUCAAUUUGCUCAAGAACUUGGCGAGGGGUCAUCUUUGUGUUGCGUUGGAAGGUGGUUACAAUUUAGAUAGCAUCAGCAUAAGUGCUUUGGCGGUUGCCAAAGCUUUAUUGGGUGAACCUCCUGAUGAACUAAAGACUCAUAUUCCUAGCGUGGCGGCCGUCGAAACUAUUUAUAAAGUUCGGGAAUUCCAAAGUAGAUAUUGGAAAUCAAUGAGACCUGGGUUUGCCUCAAUAUCUGAUAAUAAUGUCGUCAACUUAACUAAGAAAACCACUGAAGAAGGAUCAUCAAAGACUGGGAAAAAACAAGAUUUGAUAUCGCAAAACACCACCUGUUUAUCCGAUGCUGUCAGAUUACAUCAAGCUACAAACUUGAAGGAAAGAUACGGGUUAAUGAAUUUACCAAUGUUGCUAAAUGAUUUGUCAUCCAACAAUGAAACCAAUAUCAAAUUCUCUAAUCUAUACGCCAAUUCUUCAUCGUUUGACAAUCAAUUUUUGGCCACUCCUAAUAUUUUCCAACAAGAAACUGUUUGUAUAUUGGUUCACGAUCCAUUUGAAAUUUACGGUCAUAUUGAUCCAUUGUACGGGAGUUUAGAAUCGUAUUCAUCAGUGUACAUGGAUCCAACUGAAAAAUUGAUUAAUUGGGUAAUCAGCGAAAAGAAUUUCGGAUUGAUCGAUGUUUCAAUUCCUACCGCCAUAACCAAUAACAAAGAUAAAGGUAUUGAAGCUGAUAAUCCGACUAACUCUCAAGGAAAUGCUUCUGGCUCUACCAAUGGUGCAUCUACUAAAAAGGAAAAACCAAUGGAAGAAUAUAAUAAUAUUUUAUAUUCCCAAGAAUUGUUACUUUAUCUUUGGGAUAACUACCUUAAAUUCUUUUCAAACCUAAAAAAUUUGAUUUUCUUCGGGAUUGGUGAUUCAUAUAAUGGGAUUGUAUAUCUACUUGGCCAUCGUCAAGUUGUGAAUACUAGUUUUGAAACUGAAGGUAGUGCUUCUCCCAAUGGUGGUGGUAAUUCAGACAACUCGACCGAUUCUAGUGGGAUAUCUUCUUCGGUUGACAAUACAUUAGGAUUGGUAAGAGGUAAGAUUGAAAGGGCUUGUCUGAUUAAUUUCCUCAAUUCACAUAAUCAACUUAGACCAAUAAUUCCAUUAGUUGACGAGUCUUUGACUGAUUGGUUUUACAAAAAUAGUUUAGUGUUCACUUCCAAGAAGCAUCCAAUUUGGGAUAAUAAUGAUAACUAUAAUAAGAGACCAAGAAGAAAAUUUGGUAGAGUUUUAAAAAGUGAAAUGGGUGAUAACUUGUAUGAUGUUUUCCAGGAAAAUUAUGAAGAAGCAAUGGAAUUUGCCCUUGAAACAUUGGAAGAAUUUGAGAGUGAUGAAAGUGAUACGGAUUGA